Molecule: messenger RNA, 912 nt
Organism: Candida dubliniensis CD36
Lineage: Eukaryota; Fungi; Ascomycota; Pichiomycetes; Serinales; Debaryomycetaceae
Exons: 1
Coding region: 1-912 (303 amino acids)
Molecular function (GO): 3'-5'-RNA exonuclease activity
Source: RefSeq, a predicted model, not a curated record
AUGCUUGGUCGAAUAUUAUUUAUCAUUUUCCAUUGGACUCUUCUAGUUCUUGCUGAUUCGGAAACAUCAGAUGCGUUGGACAUAACAAUCUAUAGCAAUAAUGUUCGUUAUGCUGCCUCUAGGCGAGGAAGAGGCCGCGAUGAAUUGCCAUGGAAGACAAGAAAGCAUGGUGUGGUUGAUGCGAUUAAAGCACAAUCAGGAGUUUAUCCUAUUUUGGUAGGACUACAGGAGGUUACACAUACUCAAUUAAAAGAUAUCUUGAAAGGGUUGAAUAAAAAACAUUCUGGCGAUGAUGGUCGGUGGACACAUUUUGGAGUUGGUAGAGAUGAUGGUCAUAAAAAAGGUGAAUAUUCUCCUAUAAUAUACAAUACAGCAGAAUGGAACCUAUUAAAUGGAACUUAUAAAUGGUUGAGUCUCACACCUGACAAGCCUUCCAAAUAUCCUGGAGCCAGUAAGAAAAGAAUAGUUACAAUGGGGACUUUUUUUCAUGUUAAAAGUGGGAAAGUUGUGAAUUUUGUCAAUACUCAUCUAGACCAUAGAUCUGUCAAGUCAAGAGAAUACAGUGCUAAAUUGAUUAUUCAAUAUAUUAAAUCUAUACCUAAUUAUUUUCCUACAUUCUUGUGUGGAGAUUUCAAUUCCCUUGACACAGAUAAGGCAUACGCGACUAUCUCUCAUUACAUGGUAGAUGCAUCGCAUGUUGCUGAAAAGAAAUAUGACACAAAUCUCAAAACAUUUUCAGGUUUUGGGAAUGGUACCAGCUAUAGUAUAGAUUUCAUAUGGUCCCCGUUGGACACCAAUAAUCAUUCUGGAAUCAACGCACUUUUUUAUACUGUGUUGGAUAACUUGUUUGAUGGUGGAUAUAGGUUUAGUGAUCAUAGGCCAAUAAUGGCACGUUAUUCGGUAACUAGUUAA